Molecule: messenger RNA, 1040 nt
Organism: Rubroshorea leprosula
Lineage: Eukaryota; Viridiplantae; Streptophyta; Magnoliopsida; Malvales; Dipterocarpaceae
Source: the annotation of a GenBank genome assembly
CAUUCUUCUUCUUCCCGAAAGCCCCAAGCUGCCGACUCCUAUACUUGAAGAGAAACCGAUAAGAGCUUGAAGCUUUCCCCUUUCUUUUCUUGUUGGAGAAUGAAAAUUGAACCCAAAAUUCUUUCCUCCCCUCUGCAGAAUCUGGAUCUGCUCUGCUCUGCUACUUCCGGCUGCUGCUCUGCUGUGUGGGGGUGCGAAUUUCUCGGGUUUUUCUGAUUGCGUGAAUUUCCCCCUGCACUUUCCGCCGGCUCUUCCCCAACUGCAGCUCCGAUUUUGCUUGUUAAAUUUCGGUUCUUGAUCAUUGGUUGCCCUAGAACUUGGAUUGAGUCCUCAGUUUAUGGAGUGAAUUUUCUAUGUUAUGCGAUUUAAGGUAAGUAAAUUUAUGAUAAUGCUCGUACAAUUUUUAAAAGCAUGUUUUGAUUUGAUUUUGAAGUGGUGGCAGGACUAAACCCGUUUUAUGCAAAAGUAAGUAUGGCUGAUUUGAAGUGAAAUUUCUAUGCUUUCAUUAAAUUGAGCAUGCCUACUUGGAAUUUAAUUGACUGUCCUGAUGAUCUGAAAGUGAUUGUGAAUUGUGAUUGUGAAUUGUGAUUUUUCUAUUAACUUCUUCCUGUUUUGUCUCCGAUGUAGUUAUGUUAUUAAUGAUCCUGCUAGUGGGGGGUUAAACGCUAGCACAUGUCGACAUGUUGAUAAAACCGGUUCGUUCAAGUGUAGCCUACCAGUGGGAGGUUUAUAACACUGGUCAUGACCUAUAGAGGAGAUGUCUAUUUCGUUUCCAUACCCAUAUCUAUUUUUCGUGAUUGCACUUGUUGGCAUGCUAUAAGUUUAAUUAAGGGCACUCCAUAUUUUACUUACUAAGUUAUCUCAUAGUUUUUCUUUGUUCACCAUUUCAGGAAGUGAAGUCAAGGACGGGGAAAAACAAGGGAGUGACGAGUUAGAGGGCUAGCUAUCUUGUAAAUUGAACAUAGAUUUUAGAUAUAAUCAUGAUCUUGUAAGUUAGACUGUAUUUGGAGAUUUUAUGAUAUUAAAGCAAAUUUAAAAUU